CUCCUCCUCCUCCUCGUCUCCCUCCUUCAGACACAAGAACUGCAAGAAAUAAAUGUUGUAGACUUAGCAAUUAUGGAGAUGAUGGUCUAAGGAAGCUUUUUGGAAAAUGGCGGGGAUUGCCCGGAUUUUCAACUAAGGAAGCUGCCCAACAACAUUGAUUUUUAAUUUUUUGACUGGGGAUGAAUGUUCGGAUUUCUGUCUUGUUUUUUUCAUUUUUUUCCCAUUUAUGGACUUCAUCGAUUACUGUAUUUAAUAUUUAUGGAAAAAGCCCCAAAAAAGGCCCAAUAACAAAAAAAUGUUCAAUUUUUUGUCUAAAACAGAAAAGCCCAAUUAAAAACCCAAACCGUCAAUCCGCCCAAACCAAACCGUUCAAAACGGAUUGGAUUGGUCCGGUAUAAACAUCAAUCCGGUUUGAUUACGGAUUGAAAAAAUUUAAAACCGUAAUGACCGGUUUGGUUACGGAUUACUAUUAAUCCGGACCAAUCCGGUCCGUGAACACCCCUAUCGUAUCUAGGUGAAACUGGCUAUAUUUGUUUGUUUUAGCUGCAAUCAGUUAUUUAGUCUGUCGCUUGAGCUUAUCAUAUUUCAAUGUUGUAGGCAUUUGUGAAUUACGGGAAGAAGAAGGCAUAAUGUCAUCAUUCACAAGUAGAACAACUGCAGCGGCAGUUGCCGGAGAUCUGCAAGUAGUAACAGUACCAGCUUCAGGGAAGCCACCUCUUCCUCCUUCAUCCGCCAAACCCUCGUCCAAUGCCUUAGUAGAAUAUAAUCCUUCUACGGCGAAUGUCCUCGAAGAUGAGGAUUUGGAAAUCAAGCUCCGACGAAUACUCGAAGGUGUACCUGUCCGUGUUAGCAAUACAUCUGGGAGUUCUGCUGGUUCUGGCUCUGGUGACUUCCAUCAGUAUCGCCAAAUGAGACGGAAAGAGCAAGACCGGCUUGCAAGGAUGGAAGUUGACUAUCAGAAAAGGAAAGAGACGGUAGAAUUCCAUAUGAGAAGGGAAGAAAGACUAAAGGCUGCAGAGGAACGCACUGCCAAGAAGCGCUUGAAACGCCAGAAGAAAAAGCAGAGGAAGAAGGGAAGAAAGAACGAAUCAAGCACUAGUGGUGCAGGGGAUGAAGAUGAUCGACGGCAAAGCGGAGAAUCAUCAUCAUCAGAUGACGAUGAUCGUGCCAAUUGAACUUUAUUGCUUUGUGAUCAUUAAAAAGGUCUUUCAGUAGUCUGAUAUGUGUAGUCUGCAGCUUGUUGUCUUGAAGUUCACCAAACACCAUUAUGAGUUUGUGUAAUGAAAGCAAAAGAGUUUUGGAGGAAAGAAAGAAUUUCACAAGGGCUGCAAUGUCAUUAAAUCUAGUCACUUUUAAUCUACUACUGACUAUUCGACAUUAAGUUUGAUAAUCAGGUUGUAUUUCAUAUUUACUUAUCAAAAUUUGGUAAUUGUUACUCCCCGGUCCUUAAUAUAAGGCAUUUUGAUUUGUCUUAUAUUUAAUCUAGUAUCUAUUUUUUAAUUGACAAAAAAAUUUUAAAAAUAUUUCAUAACAAUUAAUAGAAUAUGAAAAUAUAUUUUUAAGGGUUUUUUAUCAAUUAAAAAUGUGAAUUAAAUGAAACUUAUGACAAAAUCAAAAUGUCUUACAUUAAGGAUCGGAGAGAGUAUGUUAGUGACAAUAUUGCCUCCAAAAACACUUUUAGCAUGCAUUUGAAUUCUUUUCCAUUUAGUGUAUAACCCACACAUAGGAAAUGAAAUAUGUUAUGUUCAAGACUUCAAGUCACAUUUUUCAGUGUUUUGGACUAAGCUUGUGUUGCGUUUUUAAAAAAUAUGAUAAAUUCACUUUUAAAAUUAAUCCAUCCA
Messenger RNA from Oldenlandia corymbosa var. corymbosa, 1841 nucleotides. The record is from the annotation of a GenBank genome assembly. NCBI's taxonomy places the organism in Eukaryota, Viridiplantae, Streptophyta, Magnoliopsida, Gentianales, Rubiaceae.